Molecule: messenger RNA, 1234 nt
Organism: Aureobasidium subglaciale EXF-2481
Lineage: Eukaryota; Fungi; Ascomycota; Dothideomycetes; Dothideales; Saccotheciaceae
Exons: 1
Coding region: 1-1137 (378 amino acids)
Source: RefSeq, a predicted model, not a curated record
AUGGCCCCACUUGAGAAUGUCGUCUUUCGCAUCCCUCGCUUUGCGCCCUCUGGAGCUUCUCUUAACAAGCACAUCAAAGAUCAAUUUUGCAUCCUUGAAGCUCUCCGACCCGUCAAAAUCAAGGCCCCUCGGAUACUCGCGUACGACUGUACUUCAGACAACACUCUUGGCAUGCCAUUUUCGUUGCAGACUCGCCUUGAGGGCCAGAGAUUAGAUCUCGUCUAUCAGGAUUUGGAUCUCGCCGAGAGACUCGGUAUAGCAAGCGACCUCGUCGAUGUCUUGUCAUCACUCGACGGUGUCAAGCUUCAGAGGUCAGGGAGGCUUUGCAGCCCGGAAGAUGUACCUCCUCGGAAGGCUCUUGGAGACAUGAACGAUCUGAGUCUCGCAGAUGGUCCCACGGUUCAGGGAUUUGGCGUCGGCAUUGGUGAAAGAACAGCGACGGUGGCUGCUGUAUCACUGCAAGAGUCUCUAAGCACGCAGUUGGGCGCUUGGCUGCAGCAUGAGGGCUCAGACGUCGCCAAGUCUUUUGUGGUCGACAUGUUCAGGCGACUGGAAGAGAUUUGCACAGAGAUGACAGAGCUGGGUUUUUUCGAGGAGCGCAAGUCCCUGGCAUCUAAUAUACUCUAUCACUGGGACCUGGAACCGCGUAACAUCAUUGUUGGACCGGCGCCGACCGAUCGCACCCUAGACAACUCGGAGAAACAAGCGUUACGGAUUGCCGGUGUACUUGACUGGGACGAUGCUCUGAGCGUUCCACCCGUUCUAGCAUGCAAACCUCCAGUGUGGCUGUGGGAUUUCUCACACAACGAAGAUCUGCCCCCAAAUAUCCUCGCAGACUAUGACGGGGACGUCGACCUUCUGCCACUUGGACUUUACGAUGUGAAAAGCGAUCGCGUUUCGGAUCAAAGUCUGCAGGUGAGACAAUUCUUCGAGACAACCUUCACAGAACGUCUCUACGGUGACUCUAGCCUUGUGAGUCGAGAAACCUAUCAUGACGAUGCAUACGGAAGGGGUAGAUGGCUCCGACGCCUGUGGAGAUUCGCUCUUGACGGUUUCAGCGAUAACAUGCAUGUGGAACGAUUCCAAAACUUCGACGAAGCUUGGUCAGAGUACAGGAAGACUCAAUCUGGCGUCUGAGGAACACCACUUCUCAUUCCUCCUCGGUCGGUCUUGUUCUUCAUGAGUCGAGCGAAUGCCUCCCGAGCACGCACACAUCAUUCUCAUCAUUCUCGAC